AUGUCCGACGACCCGCUCGCAACCCUCUUCCCACCCGCCAACACUUCCCCCUUCAGCAACCUCACCUGGCCCGAUUGGCCCGACGCGGUCUACGACCCCCAGUUCCCCCCCUUCGUCGCCUCCUGCGGCGGCAUCAUCUACGUGCGCGACAGCCUGAUCACGCAGCGCAGCGCCGCGCUGACGCAGCUUCUCGGCGCGCACUCCAAGACCUUCCUGCAGCAGUGGGACUUCGAAGCCCAAGAUUCCGAGGUGUUUGUGCGCGCUAUCGCGCGCGAUCAGACGCUGCUGGCGAGCUUCCAGGCGGGCGCUGUGUAUGCGAUUGAGAGGCUGAGGGAGGGCAUGCCGAGGGAGGCGAGGGAGGAGGGUUUGGCGGAGUGUGUGGAUGCGUUGGAGGCGGAUGUGCAUAGGCAGUUUACUGGGAGGCUGGUUGUUUAUGCGCGGAUGCUGGCUGAGGCGCAGGUUGUGGCGCUGGCGCGAGCGGGGGAGGAUGGGGCUGAGGGGGAUGGAGGCCCACGGGACGGGGAUGCACAAGGUGAUGGAGAGAAAGAAGAGCGUAACGUCGGAGAAGCGGCUGCUGAGGGUGGAAAGAGCACCUCGAAGCAAAGGAAGCGAGCCAAAAGCAGGAAGGCGAAAAAGGUUAAGCAGAAACAGAAACAAGCGAAGGAGGAAGCGAAGAUGGAAUAA
Molecule: messenger RNA, 684 nt
Organism: Trematosphaeria pertusa
Lineage: Eukaryota; Fungi; Ascomycota; Dothideomycetes; Pleosporales; Trematosphaeriaceae
Exons: 2
Coding region: 1-684 (227 amino acids)
Source: RefSeq, a predicted model, not a curated record